GCUUAGCUACGACGCCGGCGGCUGGCACCCCCGAGCCAGAAGCCAAGAAGCAAAAUGGCGGGAACGGAGCAGCGGCUGACGAGGACGAUGCAACACAGGACCAGCAAGUUUCUCUAACCGAAGGGGGGCCUGGCGAGGAGGACGAAGAGGUCGUCCAUGAAGUGCGAGCCAAGGCCCUGCGGCAUGUUCCGGCGAAGCCCGAUGAUGACGAUGGAGACAAGAAGAAGGGCAAUCCUUGGCAGCCCGAGGGCCUCGGCCCCCUCCGCGUGCUCAAACACAAGUCCACAGGUGCGGUGCGCAUCCUGCUGCGCACCGAGCCCAGUGGCAGGGUGGCCAUGAAUAAGCUUGUGCUGCCAAACUUUUCCUACAAGGUUGACGCAGGCGCCAAGUGGAUCAAGGUCACGACGGCGAAGGAUGAUGGCAAGGGCCUGGAGACGUGGAUGAUCCAGGUCAGGAACAACGAGUUCGCUGUCAAACUUGCUACGGUGCUGGAGGAGAACAAGGAUGCCAACAAAUGAGACAGGAAGAACCACUCUAUCUCACAAGAGAGAGAUCUUGGGGAAGAAGUAGUAAUCAAGGAGGAUCCACGAUAAACUGUACAAAUUGUAUGAAAGGAGAAAAGAUAGUCGGGACCAAGUGGUUGCAAUGCGACAGAUAUCCCGCGCAAUAGGAACACAUAGUACCGUUGACCAAGUGGCUCAUAAACUACUCAAGAAAAACAAGAGGGGGCCAGGAGAAGAGUUCAAGCGAAUGGGCAGAGAGCAGCUCGUGCCUUGGUCCUUCAUGCACCACCGAUGGGAAAGUUGAUAAUGGGGCUUAGGUACGGCUCAGCUCGUUCAUUUUUUUUUUUUCUCCUUAUUUCUGCAGCAUAGCAUUCAUGGCAAUGGCACUGGCACUGGUACGGGUGAGCAUCUUGUUGGGAGCACAAAAGAACAACCAAAAUUUCUAUGAUUUUUAUCUCGAUGAGAGGUUCCGGCAUUCUUGGUAUCCAGUAUGGACGACGAUAGCUCGAAAGCCCACAUUGGCUUUCAGAUUUUUUUUGUAUAAA
This is a messenger RNA of Cryphonectria parasitica EP155, 1048 nucleotides long. RefSeq lists its product as uncharacterized. NCBI's taxonomy places the organism in Eukaryota, Fungi, Ascomycota, Sordariomycetes, Diaporthales, Cryphonectriaceae. Bases 157 to 339 code for a protein of 60 amino acids. The transcript has a single exon. The record is from RefSeq and is a predicted model, not a curated record.